CAGCAUGGCGAGCACGGAGGAUAAACCGGCCAACAAGGCGGACACGUCCAGCUGGAAGGACUCCUUCUACAACCCGAGGACCGGCGAGGUUUUGGGGCGCACGGCCGGCAGCUGGGUGGAGAAAUGCAGACGUUACCUGUCGAAUGCUGCAGCUUCAUCCGUAAACAUGAUGAAAGUCAGCUCACUUUUUCUUGAAGAGUAGCCAGCCUUUCCCCCUUGAUCCAAAAUGGCUUCCCCUACAGGGGAUAGAGCACUCAAAUGAGGAGACGAUGAGAGGAAUGGAUUGUUUAGUGAGUGUGUCUGUGGCAGGUAAUAAAUUAGCCAUAACUUUUCUCUUUGUGUUGGUCCCAUCUUGCCUCCCCCGACCCCUACCCCCACCCUCGUAGCUCUCAUCUUGUUGUUCUACUUGGUGUUUUACUGCUUCCUGGCCGGUAUGUUUGCCCUGACCAUGUGGGUGAUGCUGCUCACCCUGGAUGAGAACAUGCCCAGGUACAGAGACCGCGUUCCUUUCCCAGGACUGGUCAUCCUUCCCAACUCUCUGGACAUUGCUUUCAACAAAUCCGACCCGCUGAAGUAUGCACAGUACGUGGAAAACCUGGAGUCAUUCCUGCAAAAGGAUUACAACGACACGGAGCAGGAGAAGAACCUGGACUGCCCAGAAGGGGAGUAUUUCAUGCAGGACGAGGAGGUGGAAAAGAAAGUGUGCCGCUUCAAAAGAGGCUACCUUAGCUUCUGCUCUGGCCUGUCCGACACGAACUUUGGCUACUCUGACGGAAAACCAUGCGUGCUUCUGAAACUCAACAGGAUCGUCGGCCUGAAGCCUCUCGGGGACCCUUACAUCAACUGCACCAUCAAAAAGGACCAUCCAGUGCAGAUGCAGUAUUUCCCAAGAAAGGGACGCAUCGACAAGAUGUACUUCCCCUACUACGGCAAGAAGGCCCAUAUGAACUACGUUCAGCCCCUGGUUGCCGUCAAGCUGCUGCUCACCAAGGAGGACUACAACAAGGAGCUGUCGGUGGAGUGCCGGGUGGAGGGUUCUAACCUGCGCAAUAACGACGAGAGGGAUAAGUUCCUGGGUCGUGUCACCUUCAGGAUCAAGGUGGUGGAGUAGAGAAGAAAAAGAAAAAAAGGGAAUUUGCCGGUCAAAAGGAAACCCCCAACCCCUUAUGCCAGUGUGGAAGCUGCCCACGUUCGCUAAGGAAGGAAGUGUCAAAUCCCUCUCAAGACAGCAUUCGGGAUGAGGCAGAUUAGUCUGGCCCGUAGUCGGAGAGCCACUUACGAAUGUUGCUUUGAUGACAUGAAUGACCCUUCUUUCCUUCAAGAUUCCUUGCUGACCUCCGCAAAAGAUCCCAAGAGAACAAGACACAGGCCGUGCUCCUGAUCCAUCCUUUCCACCUGUUGCACAAGUCACCGCAGCCCCUUUGCCCUCGUUCGGUUCCAUUUCCAUAUGAUUAGCUCAACUUUUAGCCAACGCAAACGAGCCAUUUGGGAGCUGUUGUGUUAUUGCCGAUGCAAUACGAUUAUAUAAUAUUAGAUUAGAUUUUGUAGAUCAGGGGUGUCAAACUCCUGUUUGUCCUGGGCUACGUCCUAAUUGUGGAUUCUAAAGCCGUUAUGGCUGUGAAAAAUGUAUAAACAUAAAGAUCACAUCACAUUAUUACAUAUACAUAAAUGGAUAAUCCUUUGAUCGGUAAUUUACUGAAUCCACACUACUCACAAAAGGCUGGGGUGGAUUCUGGCCUUUUGAGUGAAAUCUCACGAUGAAGCUGAAAUGCGCUAGAACCUCGACAGGUGAACUUAAUUUCACCUUCUCUAAACUUCUGAAUGUCCAAAUAUAAACGUUUUAGUACUUUUUGCACAACUUGCUGUUGUCUAUCAAAGAAAUGAAAGGCAAACUUCACAUCAGAUGUUUUUCAAGGACGUCCACUUCGAGGCCUUUCUGUGACUCUUCCAGUCUCUCCCGCAAUGGCGAGGCUUCAGAUUGGAUAGUAGUGCGACUUGUUGCAGUGUUCUAGUGAAUUGUAACGAUCAAUUGCGAUCAAUUAGAUUCUUCAACAAAGAGCUACUCCAGUUCUUCUGAUCUAGAACACUAACGAAAGGUGCUGGCCUGAAGAGUUUUCAUUGAAGAUAUAAAUAUCGUUGUUUGGAACCUUCACUCGGCCAGACCUGCACGUCGCCAAUCGUCUGAGAGAGAAUCGGUGGCGCAAGUUCCGUUAUUGUAUUUAUUGCACGUCCUUUCCUGGUUCUAGUGCAUUUCCAGUUCAUCUUGAAAUUUCACCAGGAAGUCAAUACAUCCCCAACUUUUGGUUUGCUGUUCAAAUCAAAGAAAAGGUGGAACUUUGGCCCAGUUUAAAAAAAUUCAAGUCCAUUCCGCAAGUAAAAAAAGUAUUUACUUAUGUGGUGUCCCCCAGGGCUUUGAGUCGAGCACCUUUCAAUAGAUCUUCUUUCAUCCCCGGAAGAGAGCAGUGUUAUUUUCAUCCCCUUAAAGCCGUAUAGUAUACUAACGACAGCAUGAAAGCUGGUCUAUUUCUUUGUGUGUGUGUGUGUGUGUGUGUGUGUGGUGUGUGUGUGUGUGUGUGUGUAUGAAAGUGUCACAUAUUGCACCACAAGGAAUCCAUAUGUUGAUAAUAUAAUAUAGCCACUGUAUUCCUGUAUAUUGAAAAAAAUAUUCCCUUUCGACAUAUAAAUUCAUAGUGAUCAUUAGGGUAUUUAGGGAAUAAUAGAUAUACUAUAUCUUUGUGUUGGGGCGCGCGUCGCCGCAACCUAGUCUCGUGCCGUCUGUCUUGUCUGUCUGCAUGUCCGUCUGUCUGUUUGUCCGUCUGUCCGUCUUCCUGUGCGCUCGCCUCGCAUUGCAAUAGCCAACGUGUGGGUGAGACCUUCAGGAUUUGAUACGUUGUCUUGCUCCGAUGUUGCGGGAAGCGCUUUUGAGCAUUUAUUCCAUAUCCUCGUUGACCCUUCGGCCUCACUAGUAAAACGAGUCGGGAUGUUUUUUUUUUUUUUUUUCUACUACUACCUUCCACUACUUUCUGACAUUUUUGCACGCUAGUGGAUAGAACAGCUACAUGUUAGAAAUGAGGCAAAACUCUUAGUGGACAUUUUUUUUCUUACUAAGUUUGACAUGUGCCAACUAGUUGGGCUUAGUAGUGAUAGUAGUGCAGCACAGUAGUUUACAAUGAAGGCUUGUUUGUUUCCUAGUAGGACAAAAGCGGCAACAGUAGCGGUAAAAAUGUUACUAGUAAGUCGUUCACUCUUUGCACUACUAAUACAAUUCAGUUCAUUAGUAGAAUGACUAUGUCUAACUUUUUUCACUACAGCUGUUUCUGCACUCUACUGUAGUAGGACAACUACAUCUCACUAGUGAGGCAAAACUAAUAAUGGGCAUUUUGGUGCUACUAGUAGGAUCCCGGUGGUACUAGUGCAUGACUAUGAGUUGGGCCUUGUAGUGUUACUAGUGCAGCACAACAAUUUACUAGUAAAUUGCAUACUAGCGGGCCAAAUGUGACAGUCGUUGAAAAAAAAAAAAAAAAACAGUACAAGUAAGACAGUCAUUCUAUCACUGAGGCCACAGAGGGUACUAGUAGUAUAUCUAGACUUGAACAUGAAGGACAUGGAAUCAAUGCUCACCGUGUUUUCCCACAGAUGCAAGAUGAGGAGACAAACACGCACACACACAAAAUACACUGUAAAUUGCUUGGAAAUGAGAGAAGGUGCGUUGAGAGAAACGAGAAAAAAAAAAGAGAAAUAAAAAGCAUCGCAAAGUUCAGCAUUACCAGUAAGUAUGUGCUAAAUAUCGCUAUGUGAGCUCGAGAUCUCGCCGGGUCUCCAAUAUUGUUUGUUAGUUUUCUCUCUUCUUCAGCCCGUUGAUCUGAUUGUCUGCCAGUCUAUUACUCUUACUCAAUGUAUAUAUACCGUAAAACACUAUCGACCAUAUUUACUUCAUUCGCACUGUAUUUUUGUCACAAAAAAAACACAAUGUCUGUGGAUUGUAAAGAAAUAAUUUAAAGAUUUACAGGAAAUGGAUCUUAUUCAAAGCUAUGUUUACAACAGUGUUUAAAGGAACCCACGUUUGAAAGAACAACAUGUAACAUCUUCUCAGGGUGCCUUAAAACCUGAUGAAAUCAAUUGUGGAAUAAAAGUGAUU
This is a messenger RNA of Syngnathoides biaculeatus (alligator pipefish), 4138 nucleotides long. It is a transcript of the gene atp1b3a, whose product is annotated as ATPase Na+/K+ transporting subunit beta 3a. Gene Ontology annotation, molecular function: ATPase activator activity. The record is from RefSeq and is a predicted model, not a curated record. The transcript is spliced from 7 exons. The coding region runs from base 434 to 1111 and encodes 225 amino acids. Lineage: Eukaryota; Metazoa; Chordata; Actinopteri; Syngnathiformes; Syngnathidae. Gene Ontology annotation, cellular component: sodium:potassium-exchanging ATPase complex. Gene Ontology annotation, biological process: sodium ion export across plasma membrane; potassium ion import across plasma membrane; intracellular potassium ion homeostasis.